UGCAGCGCCAACCGAACUAAUUGAAUAACUGGGGCAGGUUACGCGUGCGCCACCCGUCCGUCCAGAAGUUGAAUCUUCCUUCGAAUUUAAGGAUUGUGUGCAUUUAAUGGCAGGAUGACUUUCCAGUUUAAUUUCACCAUAGAAGGCCAUCUGGAGAGCGAACUAUCGCCCCCUGGAGAUGGAGCCCUGGCCCUGGAUUCCUUACAAGAGCCUCCAGUCUCAGAAAGCCAGAAAGGUAACCACAGGGGCAGAGAGUGUUGUGCAGAACGGUUUGACCCACCUCGGGAUCCUCUGCGGCCUAAGGCAGCGGGAAGGGCGGCCCCCUCCCCAGACGCAGACAGCGCCCUGAGGGCACCUAACAGCUGGGGUGACGCGGAGCCACCUGGGACACAGCCCCGCUUGACAGCAGGUGCCAGAGAGCAUGCUCUGCCUAAAGACCUAAAGAAGGUGUUAGAAAAUAAAAGGGUGGAGAGGCUACCAGGUCCCCAGCCCGCUGACGGGCCAGCAGCGAAGGCUGCCCUGUUGCAGGAGAACCCUGCUGGGGAGAGCGCCGCUGCCGAAGGCCUUUCUGCUCACUCUGAUCUAAUUCCAGGUGUUUAUGAGGGAGGCUUAAAAAUAUGGGAAUGUACCUUUGACCUCCUGGCUUAUUUCACGAAGGCCAAGGUGAAAUUUGCUGGGAAAAAGGUGCUGGAUCUUGGCUGUGGGUCAGGGUUGCUGGGUGUCACUGCGCUCAGGGGAGGGGCCAGAGAAGUUCACUUUCAGGACUACAACAGCACCGUGAUCGACGGAGUGACCUUACCGAAUGCAGUGGCCAACGCCACCUUGGAAGACGAAGGACAGGGUGUAAACAAAGCAGGUUUGGAAAGGUGCAGGAAAUCAGAAGGGGCACAGAAACUACGUAAGUGCCGGUUCUUUUCUGGGGAGUGGUCUGAGUUUUGUAAGCUCGUACUAAGCAGUGAAAAACUCUUUGAAAAAUACGAUCUCAUCCUCACUUCAGAAACCAUUUACAAUCCGGAUUCUUACGGUUCUCUGCACCAAACGUUCCUUAGAUUGUUAGAUGAAAAUGGAAGGGUGCUUUUAGCCAGCAAAGCACAUUAUUUUGGUGUAGGCGGAGGGAUUCAUCUCUUUCAGAAGUUUGUAGAAGAGAAGAAUGUAUUUGAGACUAAAACUCUUGAAAUAAUUGAUGAAGGACUGAAGAGAUUCCUAAUUGAAAUGACUUUUAAGCACCCUAGUUAAUGUCCGCUGCAUGCCGUGAUUGGAAUAAACAGAAUAACCAGAAA
Manis javanica (Malayan pangolin) is the source of this 1280-nucleotide messenger RNA. It is a transcript of the gene METTL18, whose product is annotated as methyltransferase 18, RPL3 N3(tau)-histidine. Lineage: Eukaryota; Metazoa; Chordata; Mammalia; Pholidota; Manidae. Gene Ontology annotation, cellular component: nucleus. Gene Ontology annotation, biological process: peptidyl-histidine methylation, to form tele-methylhistidine. Gene Ontology annotation, molecular function: protein-L-histidine N-tele-methyltransferase activity. The record is from RefSeq and is a predicted model, not a curated record.